CGGGAACCCUUUGAACCUUUGAUCAUAAACACUCGCGUCUGCAGUUGAUUUUGUGAUUUCCUUUAAUAUAUUUUAAUUUUAACAAUAAAGUGCUCUUUCUGUGUUUCGCUAAUAAUUCCUCAUAGCUACAAACCAGCCUCACCUUUACAACCUCACGUAAAAUGCUGCGUAUCCUGAACCGAGUGACGAGACUUGCCAUUCCGGGAGCCCGUAAUCUGAGCAACGAAUCGGCGGAUAGCAAACUGGUUCUUACUGAGGUCGAUGAUAAAACGGGAUAUGCAACGGUAACGCUGAACCGUCCUCCGGUGAACAGCCUAAGCCUGGAAUUAUUGAAAGCGAUUUCAGAGGCUUUAGAUGAUCUCCAGAACAACAAAUCACGGGGAAUGAUAUUGACCUCGUCCUCGAAAAGCGUGUUCAGUGCGGGGCUAGAUAUAAUGGAGAUGUAUAAACCUAACCAGGAUCGUUUGCGUGACUUCUGGUCCACGCUUCAGGAUGUUUGGUUCAAGCUGUACGGAUCGCCUUUCGCUACUGUUGCUGCCAUCAAUGGACAUGCACCUGCCGGAGGAUGUUUGCUAUCACUGUGCUGCGAAUAUCGCGUGAUGUGCCCGAAUUACACCAUAGGAUUGAACGAAACGCAGCUAGGAAUCGUGGCACCAACGUGGUUCCAGGCUUCACUGCGGAACACCAUCUCUCGCCGGGAAUCUGAGAUGGCUUUAACGUUGGGGAAAAUGUAUAGCACAGAAGAAGCGUUGAAAGUGGGAAUGAUCGACGAAAUUGCGGAAAACAAGGAAAAGGCUUUGGAGAGGGCCGUGGCGUUUUUGAACCAGUUCCGAAAAAUCUCCCCGAUGGCCCGGGCUAUGACGAAGCAAGCGUUACGUAGCAAGGAUAUCGUAGAACUGGAGGAUAACCGUUCCCAGGACAUCGAUUUGUUCGUGUACGCAGUUAAUCAACCAAACGUACAGAAAGGCCUAGAGGUGUACCUGGAAAGUUUGAAAAAGAAAGCGGCGGGAAAAUAGGAGAAAAAAAACAAGGGAAAGAUGGUUUGUUAAAACCACAUGUUAUUAAAAAUGUUUUCAUUUUUUUCUACUAGCAUUUUGCGUAAUCUGUUUUACGCCUAGAGUGAAUAAAACUGAUUUAUAAAUGAUUUGUUUCAAUUGCUACCC
Molecule: messenger RNA, 1163 nt
Organism: Anopheles aquasalis
Lineage: Eukaryota; Metazoa; Arthropoda; Insecta; Diptera; Culicidae
Product: enoyl-CoA delta isomerase 1, mitochondrial
Biological process (GO): fatty acid beta-oxidation
Cellular component (GO): mitochondrion
Source: RefSeq, a predicted model, not a curated record